UCAUUAUAAUGUCGGCCAAACGUAAAGCUGGUGGUAAUGGUAAUGGACCAAACAAAAGACGUCCCAAGAAAAAAGAAUCCGACUACGAGGAUGAGGUCAGUGAUGAGUCCGACGCAGAAGGUCAAUCAUCAUCGAAUCAAGUUGAGGUGUUAAUACCUAACGAUGAAAUAGAUCCACCAACAAAAUUACCCGAUGAUUUGUUAGCAUCUAUGGAAAAGACACCGGGUCAAAUGUUGAUAGCCGGUAUGGUCACCUGGGAUUUGACUGGUAAACGUGAUCGGAAAAAUGUCGUUAAAGUUCGUCCAAAUUUGUACAGUUUCCAUCGUUUUACGGAUGAAAAGUACCGCUUCAUUGCCAGCAGUUGUUCGGCAGCUCAUACAAUUCUGAUUAAUAUGGACCGUAAAGCAAUGGCCUUUGGUCGUAAUCCAUCCGGUCAAUUGGGUUUACCCGACACUAAGUUAUGCGAAAAACCCACUAUUAUUCCAGCAUUGGAAAAUAUCAACAUCGUACAGGCUGCUGUCGGACGUCAUCAUUCGCUAUUUCUUACCGAUACGGGUCGGGUCUUUGCUUGCGGUGACAAUAAGUCCGGCCAGUGUGGCAUUGGCAAUACAACGCCCACCGUGGCCACACCAACUCUUAUCAAUUAUCGUGGUCCACCAAUUAUACGCAUCGGUUGUGGUGCAGAAUUCUCCGUGAUUUUGGAUAUCAAGGGUAAUCUGCACACCUUUGGGUUGCCUGAAUAUGGCCAGCUGGGUCAUAACACCGAUGCCAAGUAUUUUGUAAAUGCCAAUAAAUUGUCAUUCCAUUUUGAAACAUCGCCCAAGAAAAUUGUGCUUUACAUUGAGAAGAGCAAAGAAGGUCAUGUCACACCCGUCGAUAAUGUACAGAUCGUGGACUUUGCCUGUGGUAAUAAUCACACGGUGGCCAUUGAUUCCAAGAAACGUGUGUACAGCUGGGGCUUUGGUGGCUUCGGCCGUUUGGGCCAUGCUGAACCCAAAGAUGAAAUGGUACCACGUUUAAUUAAAUUCUUUGAUAUCCAAGGUCGUGGUGGCCGCAGCGUUUAUUGUGGCGCCACCUACAGUCUGGUGGUCAAUGAGCUGGGCGUCCUCUUCCUCUUUGGUCAAAAUAAGAAAACCGGCGAAGCCAAUAUGUAUCCGAAACCAGUACAAGAUUUGUCGGGCUGGAAUAUCACAGCCGUUGGCUGUUCAAAUACCUCAAUUGUUAUAUCGGCCGAUGAUACCCUCAUUGCCUGGGGUGCCUCACCAACCUAUGGUGAACUGGGUAUCGGUGAAUUCCAAAAGUCUUCCACAGUUCCUAAGGAAGUGCCGAAAAUGGAUAGCAUGAAAAUACCUCAGGUGACCAUGGGCUAUUCACACACCGUUCUGUUGGUCGAUACCGAUCAUGAGGGCACCAAAGCGAAAUAUGACAAGUUGCCGGAAUACACCAUUGAUGAUUAG
This is a messenger RNA of Musca vetustissima, 1457 nucleotides long. RefSeq names its product protein RCC2 homolog. The transcript has 3 exons. Lineage: Eukaryota; Metazoa; Arthropoda; Insecta; Diptera; Muscidae. The coding region runs from base 9 to 1457 and encodes 482 amino acids. The record is from RefSeq and is a predicted model, not a curated record.